UUUAUUUUUCAUUAUGUCUUGUUCUCAUUUUACGACGCCUAUUGAUAUACCUGCUUAUUGCUUGACAUUCACUGCAGAUAACCAAUUAUUGAUAGGUGCUGGUGGAGGUUCAUCACGCUCUGGUGUCAAGAAUAAACUUAUAUCCUAUAAAGUAGACACUCGAAGAAAGGCAUUAGAAGAAGAUGCUACAUUUGAAUUUGAAGCAGGGGAAGAUGCUCCCAUGUGUUUAGACGCUCAUCCUACUGAACCUGUUAUAUUAGCAGGUGUCAAUGCGUCUGAUGAAAGCAUUAUGCAAGGCACAAAUAACAAUUGUCGCGUAUUUCGCGUCUUGGAAGACAAAUUUGUAUUAGAAAAAGCCAUCAAGACAGUCGAGAGCAAGAAUCCAUCAGAUUACCAACGUGUGGUUCGCAUGAGUCAAGAUGGAAGUUUAGUGGCUAUAGGCACAACUGAUGGUUAUGUAAGUGUAUUCAAAUAUCCUGAAUUAGAAGCACUUUGUAAGCCUAUUCAAGUCUGUACGGAUGACGAAGUAUUGGAUGUUGAUAUCAACCUCGAAAAAGAAAAGAUGGUCAGUGUCGUCAGAAAUCAAUUGUCAUUGAUCAAUCUACGUGGUAAAAACAUGGGCACCACAGUACAGACAAUGACCAGUGCGAGUGUGAUUAAACAAGGCGCCUCUUAUUUUAGAGCAUUUAGAUAUGGUCGAGGCUAUACAAAAGACGUUGGUUUUGCUGUGGUCAAUGGCAUAACAAAACGUGGUGCUUAUAUCAUCAAAUACGACGCUUAUUCACUCGAACGUAUAAAACAAGUCAAAGUCAGCAAGACACCCAUCACAGCCUUUGCCUUAAGUCAAGAUGGUGCUAUUUUAGCCUUUGGUAGUGUUGAUCUCAGUAUCACGGUCAUGGAUGCCAUGUCUAUGCGGGUCUUGACCACCAUCAAAAAUGCCCAUGGAUUCUCAAUUACUUGCAUUGGCAUCAGUCCAGAUAGACGCUUGUUGGUCAGUGCAUCUCCAGAUAAUACAUGUCACGUUGUUUCUUUGCCUCUUCAAUUCCCUACAGGUGUCCAAAUCAAUCCCUUCUAUACAUUGAUUCUGGCUUGCUUUGUGGCUGGUAUUAUGCUGUGGCUUACUACAUUGGUCGAUCUUCAACCCUUUUUUGAACAAAAGGGAUUGGUGCCUGUCAAAUCCACUGUGUCUGAUUCUGCUGCUGUUGUUCCAUCUCCAUUCACUACACCUGAAGUUAUCCUCCACAAGGAUCAGAGAGAUGAGUUAUAAAAUACUAAUAAUAAUAUACAUAAGAAAAAACAAAAUGACAGAAAAAGGUUGUUUAUUUCACAAGAGAGGGUGUUGUUGGGUAAAGAAAUUAUUGUUGGUCUUUGUAUUGUUUGGC
Molecule: messenger RNA, 1382 nt
Organism: Gilbertella persicaria
Lineage: Eukaryota; Fungi; Mucoromycota; Mucoromycetes; Mucorales; Choanephoraceae
Product: WD40-repeat-containing domain protein
Exons: 6
Coding region: 14-1267 (417 amino acids)
Biological process (GO): protein secretion
Cellular component (GO): endoplasmic reticulum membrane
Molecular function (GO): GTPase activator activity; protein binding; guanyl-nucleotide exchange factor activity
Source: RefSeq, a predicted model, not a curated record